AUGGACUUCAUUCACGGCGUGAGCCUUAGCGACCUUCUCCGAGCCCCUAGCGCCUUGUGCCCCACCAGAGUAAUGCGGGAGGACAUGAGCGAUCGUGACAUCGAGAUCAUCUACAGGCAACUGGCGAACUUCUUGCUCCAGCUAUUCGAGCUCGAUUUCGACCAUAUUGGCAGCCUGCCAUCGCCGCAGGAUGACGACCAGAAGAGUCCCACGCUGCUGCGACCGCUAACAUUCAAGGCACAUAGCAUUCUGCAAAAUGGGGGAGUGAACACGUUCGGUGACCGAACCCAGGGAUUUGCGACGACGACGGAGUACUUCCAAUAUGUCGCCAAUCAAGACUUGGGGCAGCUCAUUCACCAGCCAAAUUCAACCGUUGGCUUAUACGACGCGAAAAACAAAUAUGUGGCGUUUAAGGUACUGAGAGCACUGAUACCAGACUUGGUCAAUGCCAAAUAUGACCGCUACAAAUUCAAGCUGAUUUGCGAUGAUCUCGGUCUGGCGAACCUGAUCGUCCGCGGCAGAGACGACCUUGCUGUUGUCGGUGUAGUAGACCUCGAGUGGUCGUACAUUGGCCCCGCGCAGCUAUUCGGCUCGGCACCGUGGUGA
Molecule: messenger RNA, 606 nt
Organism: Aspergillus japonicus CBS 114.51
Lineage: Eukaryota; Fungi; Ascomycota; Eurotiomycetes; Eurotiales; Aspergillaceae
Exons: 2
Coding region: 1-606 (201 amino acids)
Source: RefSeq, a predicted model, not a curated record